GCAUUUAUUUAUAAAUAUUCACAAUAUAUUUUCCUAAGCGUCUUUUCUAUAAAAAGGUUUCCUUAUCUAUCCAUCUUCCGGAUAUCUUUCUUAAUCAAAUAAAGAAUUGAUUUUUCGUGUAAGUGGAUUAAAAUCACAACCGAACCAGCUUAAAUACGCUCAGUGUAACGCAAGCAUGGGGGAUGGUGUGGUAAAGAAUGGUGCGUAUAAAUAUGACGAUAGUACGAAAUAUAUCGGAGAUUGGAAUCGUAAGGGAUUGAAACACGGCGCCGGUUUGUUAAUUCUUCCGGACGGAACACGAUACGAAGGAGCAUUCCAGAAUGGAUUAUGUUCUGGUUUGGGAGUUAUUGUAUUUCCCGAUGGGGCAAAAUACGAGGGCGAGUUUAUGCAAGGAUGGUUCCAUGGUCAUGGUGUAUUUUGGAGAGCCGACGGAAUGAAAUUCGAAGGGGAAUUUCGCGGGGGUCGUGUCUGGGGCUUAGGUUUAGUGACUUAUGCCGAUGGAUCGCAUGGGUUUCCGAGGAAUGAAGGUUUUUUUCAAGAUUGUAGACUAGUAAGACGACGACGUUGUCCGGAUAUAAUACAAAAGGCGCAAAAAAUUUCUAUGAUGGCGCGUGCGCAAGGCAGUUGAAUGGAAAUAGAUAUUUAGUUAUUACAUGAUUAGAAGGAAGACUAGUAUAUAAAGCCAGCGGCACGAUGCUUGUUUUUGUGCUGGAUUGCAUGCGAGCAAUUCUUUACUUGACAAUUCUUUAAUAUCGAAAUUACGAUUGGUCAAUUAAGACGCUCACAUCAAGACGCGAUCUAGUACGAAAAAUCGUACGGUGUGCCGCAGGCUUAAGUAGUUUUGUUUGCUAGUUUAUAUUGCAAAUAUUGAUAAAAUUGUAACAAAAAUGAAAAUACAUCUAUAUGUGCUUUAUACAUUGA
Messenger RNA from Camponotus floridanus (Florida carpenter ant), 921 nucleotides. It is a transcript of the gene rtp, whose product is annotated as MORN repeat-containing protein 4 homolog. Bases 176 to 628 code for a protein of 150 amino acids. Lineage: Eukaryota; Metazoa; Arthropoda; Insecta; Hymenoptera; Formicidae. The record is from RefSeq and is a predicted model, not a curated record. The transcript has 4 exons.